This is a messenger RNA of Tyto alba (common barn owl), 3884 nucleotides long. It is a transcript of the gene CCDC187, whose product is annotated as coiled-coil domain containing 187. The transcript has 5 exons. Gene Ontology annotation, biological process: microtubule anchoring. NCBI's taxonomy places the organism in Eukaryota, Metazoa, Chordata, Aves, Strigiformes, Tytonidae. The coding region runs from base 1 to 2616 and encodes 871 amino acids. Gene Ontology annotation, cellular component: centrosome. The record is from RefSeq and is a predicted model, not a curated record. Gene Ontology annotation, molecular function: microtubule binding.
AUGUCUAUGCCAGGAAUUUCUGAGGAAGUCCAUACAGAAACCAAUUCAUUUGACUCUUUCCAAAAGGUGGCCAUAGGAAAUCAAAAUAACUCAACAACUGAAAGACAAGCCAUAAAGGAAGAAAGGAGGGGUCUGUUUUCUCCUGUCUCCUCAAAAAAGCAAUUGUUUCAAGCUGAGAACUGCUCUUCCAAAGGUGAAGAUGAUGAUACAAUUUUUAUUAGUGAUGAGGGUCUCCCUCCAACAGAUGAGGAUACCUUGUCAGAAAUACUGUCUCCUGUUGAUGAAGUAUUGUCCUAUGGAAGUGCUGACUUGCCAUCCUCUAAUAAAAAGGAUUUGUCAUUUCCAAGUGAAGAGCUUCCUCCUCCCCCUUUAGGUGCAGAUGCAAUGAAAAAUGAUGAUUCUACCUUCAGUAUGGACGAUUUCCCAUCUCCACCGGAACAAAUGACAGUCUCAGAGACUAGACAGUGUAUGGAUGAAGAUAUAUCACUGAAAAUGGAUGCAUUACCCCCAUUACCUGAUAACACUGUGCCUGAAGAAUUUCCCCCGCUCAGUCGAGAGACAGCUGAUGCUUUUUCAACUCAGGAUGGUAGUCUCUUGGAACAAUCCUUCGUUAAAGCUAUUUCCAGUGCAAAAGAGGGCUUACUAGAAUACCAUCAAGGAGAACAGGAGACACCUUUGCAGCAUUUGGAGUUUCUGCCUGUGUCAAAUGCUGUUUCUUCUGUUCAGGCCAGUAAAAGUCCUGAUUUCAUGAUAAAACAACGCAAAACAUCCUUAACGCUGCCGAAAGCUGAGGACAGUGAUGACCCGCUAUUAUCAUUUGAAAUUGGGGACAGAGUGCUAGUAAAGCAGACCCAACCUGGAACCCUAAUGUUCAAAGGACGGACUUAUUUUGCUAGUGGCCAUUGGGCUGGUGUUGCACUUGACAAAGCUGAAGGUGAUAAUGCUGGAACUUAUCAAGGGGUGAAAUAUUUUGAGUGUGCUCAGCACUGUGGCAUUUUUGUCAGACCUGAUGAGAUUUCACACCUCUUAGGUACUAAUGAAAAUCCUUCCAAUUACACUGGGGAUGCAGACUCUGACUCCUAUGAUGAUGAAUCCUUCAAAGGAGACUGCAAAUAUUCUGAAGGCAACAACCAGAGAGCAGGGUUUACAGAGGAGAAAGCAGAAGACACAAAAAGUACUGGAGGAUCAGAAGUGAAAGAAAACCGGUCUAGGUUACAUAUUGCCUUGCUGUCUGCAAAAGAGCAAAAGUUUCCACAUUCUGACCAGUGUAAGUGUAAUGAGUUCCUCUGUCAAAAUAACUUAAUGUGCUUGGGAUCAGAUAAAGAAAAUACACAACUGACACAAGUAAAGCAAAGGAUACUUGCAGAUGUGCUUCCAAUGAAAAGUAAGACUGGAAACACAGAUGAGGUAAACACAAGCAAGAAUAUUUGUUGCCUGUUUGAGGAUCAGAAAAGAAAUAAACUUGCUGAUGAUAUUGCAAGUGAACCCAGUAAAAAACUUCUGUUUGACAUUUUAAUUGCAUUUUCCAGAACAGCUCAACACAAAUAUAAAAGUGCCUUUGAAAAAGACACAAUGAAUUAUGGCAAAGGCCUAAGACAGGAAGACAAUCAGAAACUGUUUCUCCUCAAAGAAAAUUCAGUUGCUGUCUUAUCUGAACAAUCAUCAAAGGUUUCUGAUGUUUUACUGUGUGAUUUUGAUAUGCUUAGCAUUCAUGGUUGUCACACAGUAGCAGAGAGAAUUGUAACUGAAUUUGUAGAUGAUGCAGUUAAAGAAUAUAAGAAGAUUAAAAGAAAACACGGAUCAAAAGCAGACAAGAUCUUUCAUUCAUCUUCAGAGACUUCUCCAACCACUUUGCCAUUCCUUAUAAAAAUCCUUGAUGCUGGCAUUUUUGGAAGCUCUGAAGAUUUUGAUCAGACUAAUUCUGACCAACAUAUGCUGGUGAGACAAACACAAAAGCAAUACUUGUACAAAUUAGAUCAGUGGCACUCAGCUCCUUGGAAGAAAACAGUGGAAGUUCCUCUCGUGAUACCACAUUACAGUUCAUAUGUUGAAAAAUUGUCUGCAUAUGCUGUAGAAGAAUUAUGGACUCCAGAAAACAUGUAUACAAAUUUCAGUGUGCCAAAGCACUUUGAAUAUAAUGAUCUCCCAGGGAACAAUUUGGAAACAGAAAGCAACAGGAUGUACAAUCAGGUUAUAUUGGAUUUGACCCGUGAGUUGCUAUGUGCAGAAUAUCGAGUGACUGCAAAUCCAAAUACAUUUCCAUGGAUGAAAGAAAAUUUGCGAUCUCACUGUUCCAGGUGUCUUUGCACAAGAACAGAUGUCAAUGAUGUCAAGACGUUUGUUCAGGGUGAAAUUAUUAAAAUAAUGAACCUGGAAAAGAAUGACUUAGAAAGGAAAAGAAAAUUCCUUAAUAUGACCAAGUAUGGAAACUGUAAGAGAGACAGAGUGGACCUUAUUCUGAUUCAGGAGCUCCGCAAAGAAGAAUCUCAGUGGACUUACUAUGAUGAUGAUGAAUUAACUGUGAAGAUGAGAAUGACUGAAGACAUCUUUGAUAGCUUGAUCCUUGAUACAAUCAGAGUUCUUAAUAAGAUUUAUCUGAGAAAAGCAUGUGAUUAGAAGUCUUCCCUAAAAGGCCCUAAUGGAAGAAUUUUAAUCUCUGCUUUUUUUUUUUUUUAAUUGUUUUUUUUUUUUUUUAGCCAAGAAAUGCAUGAUUUAAGAAUUUUAAUUCUGAACUUGUACCCAAUACAAUUUGUAUGUUCAUGUCUACAAUUAAAGGAUGGAAGCAGAGCAUUAAGCAGAUAGAAAAAUAUUACACAAAAUAUUCUCCUUGUGUUUUGUGCUUUGGGAAUGCUCAUUAAGAUCAACAGUGGUCUUAGACUCAGGUCACAGAAUCUAAAGGGUGGAAAUUUUAUUCAUGACUGUUGUUUUGGUCAAGAUAACACUUUAUUCACGUAUGCAUUUUAAGAGCACAGCAUGUUCUAAAAUUGUAUAUAAGUCUAUACAAACAGGAUUCAAAACCAAUUUAUGUGUAAAUGAUCUUAUUCUUUGUUAUCAUGUUCAAGCUGUGAAUGAUGACAGGUGAAUCAUAUUUUGAAAAUAAUGUUUGGAAAGGCAUGGAUUGACUGUCUUAAGAACAUAAAUGUGCAGAUGUAAUUAAAUCUCCUAGCAACCAAAUUGCUGCGGAUGGCUGUAGUUUGGAAUAAACUCCUCUAACUGGAACAAGACAAAAACUUUUCUUGAGGGGUAUGGCAGAGUUAAAGGUGGCUGUGUACCAUUUUUUUUAUACACUGUGGAACCCUGGCAGGAUCUAAAGCCAGACAUUCAGUUUAAAUGUCUACAACUUUAUGUAAACGAGACAAAUACUGAUGUAAUGCACUUUAAAUGGGAUACAUUUCUAUUGGUGAUUCCAAGUUAUGAAAAUUAAGUAUGUGCAUGUGAUUAGGUUAUUUAUCACACAAUUCACAUAAGCCCUUUGAAUUCUUACAGCAUCUAAACCUAGGGUGCUGAGGAUAUAUUUUAAUUGGCAAAACGGAGGGAAUCAAUAAUUCCAUUCCUUUGUAUUGGCAAAAUUAGGAAAAUCGAGAUUUUCUGACAAGGAAAUAGAAGCAUUCCCUGAGCAUGGUAAUUGUUCAUUAUGUAGAUUGCUGUGGUGCCACCUAUUUUUGCAUUGAGAAGACCAAUGAUAAAUUUUUAUUUGUUUUUUAAAAUUAAAUAUUGUGCAAAUAUUCCUUACUGGAAUUCAGAAACUGUUCAUUAUUGAAUAAUUGAAUGUAAGUAGACCUGAUUUAUUCAAAUCCCAUUCAUUCAGGAUGUCUUUCAAAAAGAAUGAAAAGCAGAACAGUUAAAUAUAAACUAUAUAUAAACUUAUAUUUAAAAUUAUAAUA